Penicillium canescens is the source of this 3312-nucleotide messenger RNA. RefSeq lists its product as uncharacterized. The coding region runs from base 1 to 3312 and encodes 1103 amino acids. Gene Ontology annotation, molecular function: protein binding. NCBI's taxonomy places the organism in Eukaryota, Fungi, Ascomycota, Eurotiomycetes, Eurotiales, Aspergillaceae. The record is from RefSeq and is a predicted model, not a curated record. The transcript has a single exon.
AUGGGGGACAAGAGUGGACGAACAGCCCUUCAUUGGGGCGUCUUAAACAGCAACGAGGAAAUUGUUGCCCUCUUGCUUGCAAAAGACUUUGCUCCAAACCCUCGGAACAGCUUCCACAAUCCUACCUCGCCCCAAUGGAAUCCAUCGACGCCAAAGGAGUUGUUGUCGAGUACCGACUCGCCGGACCUUCCGUCUGCUUGGGUUGAUUCGCAGAUGGAAUCAGGGGACAUUGCAUUGCAUUUGGCAGCUGCACGUGAUUCUCCAAAGAUUCUGUCUUUGCUGGUAAAGGCAUGCGACCUCAGGCUUGAGAAUUUGGAAGGAAAGACAGCUCUCGAGAUAGCAUUUGGUAGCGAACACGAAAUUAACGCGAAAGUCAUACUUGGGGAGAUGGUGCGGCGUAACGUGACGGGGAACUUUGAAUCAAGUACUCUAAAGAUUGUGCAAAAGUGGCCCGAUGACAGAGAGUCCUGGAAUGGCGAUGUGCUAUGCUGGGCAGCUUUCAAUGGGUUUACCAAAGUUAACACAUGUAUUCUCAAGGCCAUGCCCAUAUUGGGCUUUAUCGCUCGGCAUCCCUCUGGCAGAACAGCCCUUCAAGCUGCAGCAGAGCAGGGCCAUCUUAAAAUAGUUAACCAUUUGCUCGAAAGCAGAGCUGACGUCAAUGCCUUACCCGGGAUGGCCUAUGGCCGAACCGCCCUUCAAGCGGCAGCAGAGCACGGCCAUCUUGAAAUCGUCAAACACUUGCUUAAAAGCAAGGCGAAGAUUAAUGCUCCACCCGCACAGAUCGGUGGCCGUACCGCCCUUCAAGCGGCAGCAGAACACGGCCAUCUUGAAAUCGUCAAACUCUUGCUUAGAGGCAAGGCGAAUAUUAAUGCUCCUCCCGCACAGACCGGUGGCCGUACCGCCCUUCAAGCCGCAGCAGAACGGGGCCAUGAUGACAUGAUAGAGCUGCUCCUUUCCAAAGGGGCAGACAUCAAUGCCUUGCCUGGACAUAGCUAUGGACGAACAGCCGUUCAGGCCGCAGCGGCGAAGGGCCAUUUCAAAACGGUAAAGCUGCUUCUAUCCAAGGGAGCUGAAAUCAAUGCUCCCCCGGCAUCUAUCUAUGGCCGAACGGCCCUUCAGGCCGCGACAGAGUGGAAAGACACUGGCAUGGUUAGGCUGCUUUACUCUAGAGGAGCCGAAGUCAAUGCCUCGCCUGGGGAAAUAUUUGGCCGUACAGCCCUUCAAGCUGCGGCAGACCAGGGGCAUCUCGAAACGGUCAAGCUACUACUUUCCUAUGGAGCAGAUAUCAAUGCGCUGCCUGGACAUACCCACGGCCGAACUGCCCUUCAAGCCGCAGCAGGUCAAGGAUAUCUAGAAAUUGUAAAGCUGCUUCACUCCAAUGGCGCCCAAGUAAAUGCCUUGCCUGGAAAAAUCUUUGGUCGAACAGCCCUUCAAGCUGCGGCAGAGCAGGGCCAUCGUGGAAUGAUAGAGCUCCUUCUUUCCUAUGGAGCAGAGAUCAAUGCGCUGCCGGGACAUACCCACGGCCGAACUGCCCUUCAAGUUGCAGCAGAACAAGGAUAUCUUGGAAUGGUCAAGCUGCUUUACUCUAGAGGAGCUGAAGUCAAUGCUUCACCUGGGGAAAUCUCUGGCCGUACAGCGCUUCAAGCUGCCGCAGAGCAAGGCUAUCUUAAAACGGUCAAGCUACUGCUUUCCUAUGGAGGGGAUAUCAAUGCCUCGCCUGGACUCACCGACGGCCGAACUACCCUUCAAGCCGCAUCAGAACAAGGAUAUCUUGGAAUGGUCCAGCUGCUUCACUCGAAUGGCGCACAAAUCAAUGCCCCGCCUGGAGGAGCGUUUGGCCGCACAGCCUUUCAAGCUGCCGCAGAACAGGGAGAUCUAACGAUGGCGAAACUGCUCUACACGAUUGGAGCAGACGUCAAUGCGCCGGCUGGACACACCAGUGGCCGAACUGCUCUUCAAGCCGCAGCAGAACGGGGUCAUCAUGCCAUGAUAGAGCUGCUUCUUUUCUAUGGAGCAGACGUCAACGCCUCGCCUGGAACCACCAAGGGCAGAACUGCCCUCCAAGCUGCCGCAGAGAAUGGCUACCUUGGAGUGGUCAAGCUGCUUCUCUCCCAUGGAGCAGAGAUCAACGCCUCGCCUGGAACUGCCCACCGCCAAACCGCCCUUCAAAUGGCAGCAGAAAACGGUCAUCAUGAGAUGGUAGAGCUUCUUUACUCCAAUGGAGCAGACAUCAAUGCGCUGCCUGGGCACACUGACGGCCGAACCGCCCUUCAAGCCGCCGCAGGACGGGGCCACCUUGGCAUCGUAAAGCUGCUUGUUUCCUAUGGAGCAGAGAUCAAUGCCUUGCCUGGACCCACCGAUGGCCGAACAGCCCUCCAAGCUGCAGCAGGACAGGGCCAUCUUGAGAUCGUCAAGUACUUGCUUGAAAUCGGAGCAGAUGUCAAUGCAUCGCCAGCCCCUGACGGUGGCCGAACGGCCCUUCAGGCCGCAGCGGAACGGGACCAACUUGAAAUGGUAAAGCUGCUUGUUUCUCAUGGAGCGAAUCCUAAUGCAUCCCUUGCGCAUACCAACGGCCGAACCGCCCUUCAAGCCGCAGCCGAAGAAGGCCAUCUUGCGAUAGUCAAAUUUUUGCUGGAAAGCAAAGCAAAUGUCAACGCAUCGCCUGCCCCUUUCAAUGGCCGUACGGCCCUUCAGGCAGCAGCGGAACGGGGCCAACAUGAAGUGGUAAAGCUACUCCUUUCUCAUAAAGCCAACAUCAAUGGCACUCUUGCACCUACGGAUGGUCGAACAGCCCUUCAAGCUGCAGCAGAGCAGGGCAAUCUGGAAAUGGUAGUGCUGCUCUGUUCUCAUAGGGCAGAUGUCAAUGCCGUCCCCGCAGUUUUCCGUGGUCGGUCGGCCCUUCAAGCUGCAGCGGAGCAGGGUCAUUCUAAGAUGGUGAUACUGCUUCUGUCCAAGGGUGCGAAUGUCAAUGCCUUGCCUGCACAGAACCAUGGCCGGACAGCCCUUCAAGCCGCAGCGGAAAAAGGCCAUCUUCACAUGGUACGGCUGCUUCUUUCCUAUAGAGCAGAAAUCAAUGCCCCGCCAGGGAUCACGGGAGGCCGAACAGCCCUUCAGGCCGCAGCAGAACAGGGCCAUCUUCCAGUGUUGCAGAUGCUUCUUUUCUGUGAAGCUGACAUUCAUGCCCCAGGUGCACCUAUCGAAGGCCAAACCGCCCUCCAGGCCGCAGCGAACCAGGGUCAUCAUGACAUAGAACGCGUACUUCUUUCCCAUAAAACGGAAACGAAUGCUCAAUAUACUCUCUACCUUAGCUAG